Molecule: messenger RNA, 1173 nt
Organism: Musca domestica (house fly)
Lineage: Eukaryota; Metazoa; Arthropoda; Insecta; Diptera; Muscidae
Product: phospholipase A1-like
Exons: 3
Coding region: 184-1143 (319 amino acids)
Biological process (GO): lipid metabolic process
Molecular function (GO): lipase activity
Source: RefSeq, a predicted model, not a curated record
UUGAUUUAUGUUAAUUUAAUCUUAUCUGAAUUGUCUAUCAAAUGGACAAGAGGUAAGUUUUGAUCGAUACAUAUGUCCAUUUGUUCUUCAUAACUAUCUAAUCGCCAAGUAUUUUAAAUAUAUUUUAUUUAAAACACAUUCCAAUCUACACUUUGCGAUUAGUCUUUGAGAAAAUUUCUAAAGAUGAGGACAUUGACGUUGGGAGUAUUUUGUCUGCUUGCUAGCUUGGUUGCUGUAAGUUGUUCCCCCCUGCGCAGCAGCAGUGUCGAUUUGAUUGAAAAUCGCGCAACUGGUAACGUCAAGUUUUAUCUUUACACUCAAAAUAAUCCCAGCACGGGUCAGCAACUGUUCAUAAAUAAUGAAGAUUCGGUGAAAAAAUCCAAUUUUGAGAAAACCAGGCCCACAAGAAUUAUUAUUCACGGCUGGGGUGGUUCGUAUACCUCCAGCCCCAAUAAGCCCAUACGUGAAGCCUACUUAACCAAGGAUAAUUAUAAUAUCAUAUCCGUUGAUUGGAAUGAAUAUGCAAAAUUGAAUUAUAUUUCUGCCCGGGCCAAGGUUCCGUUGGUGGGUGAGGAUGUAGCCGAAUUUAUUGAUUUUUUAAAUGAGAAAUUUGCCAUGAGCUUUGGUAAUUUAGUGGUGAUUGGUCAUAGUUUGGGUGCCCAUGUGGCCGGCUAUACUGGCAAAAAUGUCAAACGUGGUAAAUUGGAAGCCAUUGUUGGUUUAGAUCCUGCAUUUCCACUGUAUAGCUACGAUAAACCUGCCACGCGUUUGGCUUCAACUGAUGCCAAAUAUGUACAAACCAUACAGACGAAUGGCAAUGUGAAAGGUUUCCUUAAACCCAUUGGCACAGCUUCAUUCUAUCCCAAUUGGGGUCGUCUACAACCUGGGUGUGGCACUGAUUUGGAUGGCAGCUGUUCCCAUGGUCGUUGUGUGAGUUAUUAUGCCGAGGCCAUUAGGGGAUAUUCGUUUGCUCCCGUCUAUAAAUGUGAAAGCUAUGAUAAUAUUUUGGACAAGGACGGUUGUAAUGUUGUCGAUAGCAGUGCCCAAAUCGGUGAUCCCAUGCAGGUGAAGCGUGUCAAUGGCAUUUUCUAUUUUAAGACUAACAGUGAGGCACCAUUUGGCCAUUUAAAAGAUCGUUCUUAAGCAUAUAUAAGUGUAAAUACAAAAUAAAUU